Molecule: messenger RNA, 834 nt
Organism: Mastomys coucha (southern multimammate mouse)
Lineage: Eukaryota; Metazoa; Chordata; Mammalia; Rodentia; Muridae
Product: 60S ribosomal protein L17
Exons: 7
Coding region: 76-630 (184 amino acids)
Biological process (GO): cytoplasmic translation
Cellular component (GO): ribosome; cytosolic large ribosomal subunit
Molecular function (GO): structural constituent of ribosome
Source: RefSeq, a predicted model, not a curated record
GUCGAGCUCUCAUGAAUUCUCCCAGUAGCCUUCGCGCUUCCUCUUCCUGUAAGCGGCCAGAGGUGACCCGUGAAGAUGGUUCGCUACUCCCUCGACCCGGAAAACCCCACAAAAUCAUGCAAAUCAAGAGGUUCAAACCUCCGUGUUCACUUUAAGAACACCCGGGAAACUGCCCAGGCCAUCAAGGGCAUGCAUAUCCGCAAAGCCACCAAGUAUCUGAAGGAUGUCACUUUGAAGAAGCAAUGUGUGCCAUUCCGGCGGUAUAAUGGUGGAGUCGGUAGGUGUGCCCAGGCCAAACAGUGGGGCUGGACACAGGGACGGUGGCCAAAAAAGAGUGCUGAGUUUUUGCUGCACAUGCUUAAAAAUGCAGAGAGUAAUGCUGAACUUAAGGGUUUAGACGUAGAUUCUCUAGUCAUUGAACACAUCCAGGUGAACAAGGCACCUAAGAUGCGCCGACGAACCUACAGAGCUCAUGGCCGGAUCAACCCAUACAUGAGCUCCCCCUGCCACAUUGAGAUGAUCCUCACUGAGAAGGAGCAAAUUGUUCCAAAGCCAGAAGAGGAGGUGGCACAGAAGAAAAAGAUAUCCCAGAAGAAACUGAAGAAACAAAAACUCAUGGCACGGGAAUAAAUUCAGCAUAAAAUAAAUGCAGAUAAACUAAAGGUCUUGUGGUGGUCUUUAUACACAGAUUGUCUUAGAUUAUCUGUUCAUGAGCCCUGUUGGGAGACAUGUGCUUUAACAUUCAGAAGAACUUUUUAUUAUUAAGCAGUGAAAUAGAUUACUCCCAACGAUAUGACCAUGUAAAUAAAUGUCUAGCUUUAUUGAAUUAGCUAA